Molecule: messenger RNA, 3752 nt
Organism: Salvelinus fontinalis (brook trout)
Lineage: Eukaryota; Metazoa; Chordata; Actinopteri; Salmoniformes; Salmonidae
Product: diencephalon/mesencephalon homeobox protein 1-B-like
Exons: 5
Coding region: 252-1427 (391 amino acids)
Biological process (GO): regulation of transcription by RNA polymerase II
Molecular function (GO): RNA polymerase II transcription regulatory region sequence-specific DNA binding; DNA-binding transcription factor activity, RNA polymerase II-specific
Source: RefSeq, a predicted model, not a curated record
CGCGAGCCCGUUAGAUGGCAGCUCUCCGUAUUCUCCAACGACUGGAGAGUGAGAGCACCGCGCGCAGAAAACGGACUACAGUAUUCCUGAGGAGUUUGGAGUUCAGAAAUGAGUAUACAGGACUAAACAGCACGGAAUUGAGAAGUAAUACACAAGGUGGUACUUUGAAAGCUAUUAUUCCAUUUGAAAACAGCCGGACAUAGGCUAUAGGCCAAGACCCCACGGGCAGCGUCGUAAGAGGUGACGCAGCCAUGCAGCACUACGGAGUGAAUGGAUAUUCUCUCCACGCCAUGAACUCACUAAAUGCCAUGUACAAUCUUCACCAGCAGGCGGCGCAGCAUGCCCAGCACGCGCCCGACUACCGGCCGUCCGUGCACGCGCUCACGCUGGCAGAGAGACUGGCUGACAUAAUCCUCGAGGCCCGGUAUGGCUCCCAGCACAGGAAGCAGCGGCGCAGUCGCACAGCCUUCACUGCCCAGCAGCUGGAAGCCCUGGAAAAGACCUUCCAGAAGACCCACUACCCUGACGUGGUGAUGCGCGAACGCCUGGCCAUGUGUACCAACUUACCAGAGGCCCGUGUGCAGGUGUGGUUCAAGAACCGCCGCGCCAAGUUCCGCAAGAAGCAGCGCAGCCUGCAGAAGGAGCAGCUCCAGAAACAGAAGGAGGACAACAGAGAGGGAGGUGACGAGGAAGAGGUCAAGACCACCGACCCUUCCACCCAGACAUCUCCAUCCUCCCUCUCGGAGACCAUGCGGCCCCAGCCUGCGGAGAUGAGUGUGGAGGUGAACGUCACCUCCCCGGAGGCCUCGGACAGCGAGUCGGCUGCAGAGGACAACGGUGAAGGAGAUGAGGAGCUGAUGUGGGAGAGGCUGCAGGAUACUCAGCAGCAUCAGGGGGAGGUGCAGCAGGGGGGUGCAGGGCUGCAGCCGGGAGGAGGAUCUCCAUCCUGCAAACGCUUCAGCCCCACACCAGACUCUCCCCUGGGCUCUCCCUCCCUCCCCUCCUCUAGCGGUGGCGUGGGCAGCAGUUGUGUGUCCCAAGGCUCCUAUGCCUCGUCCCCCCUCAGCCUCUUCCGUCUGCAGGAGCAGUUCCGCCAGCACAUGGCUGCAACCAACAACAUGGUCCACUACCCCUCCUUCGACAUGGGUACCCCCUCCUCACUGCCCUACCUGGGCAUGAACGUCAACAUGCCCUCCCCCCUGGGCUCUCUGCCCUGCCAAUCCUACUACCAGUCCCUGUCCCAGGCGUCCAUGUCCCAAGUGUCCAUGUCCCAGGCCCAGCAGGUGUGGAACAGCCCCUUGACGGGUCUGCAGGCCCCUCCGAGCAGCCUACCCAGCCUCAACAGCAAGACCACCAGCAUCGAGAACCUGCGUCUGAGGGCCAAGCAGCACGCUGCCUCCCUGGGCCUGGACAUGCUACCCAACUGACCCCCAGACUGACCUCCCCCCCAGGGCAGGGCAGCUACCUGGGACACAGUCAGAUGUUAUGACCCUUUCUACUGACUGGACAUUAUAGACACUGCAUCAGUUUUGUACACUGGGACUGCAUAUUAGAUAAGAACCCUACCGGACUAUACUUAUUUGACACGCUUGCAGGAGAGAUACAUAGACCCAGUGCAAUCUCACUACUAUACUGAACAAAAAAUAUAAAUGGAACAUGUAAAGUGUUGGCACAUGUUUCAUGAGUUGAAAUCAAAUAUCCCAGAAAUGUUCCAUACGCACAAAAGCUAAUUUCUCUCAAAUGUUGUGCUCAAAUUUGUUUGCAUCCCUGUUAAUGAGCAUUUCUCCUUUGCCAAGAUAAUCCAUCCACCUGAUAGGUGUGGCAUAUCAAGAAGCUGAUUAAACAGCAUGAUUAUUACACAGGUUCAUCUUGUGCGCUGGACAAUAAAGGUCACUCUAAAAUGUGCAGUUUUGUCACACAACACAAUGCCACAGAUGUCUCAAGUUGAGGGAGUGUGCAAUUGGCAUGCUGACUGCAAGAAUGUCCACUAGAGCUGUUGUCAGAGAAUUGAAUGUUAAUUUCUCUACCAUUAGCCGCCUCCAACGUUGUUUUAGAGAAUUUGGCAGUAUGUCCAACCGGCCUCACAACCGCAAACUACAUGUAACCACGCCAACCCAGGACCUCCACAUCCAGCUUCUUCACCUGCGGGAUCGUCUGAGACCAGUCACCCGGACAGCUGAUGAAACUGAGGAGUAUUUCUGUCUGUAAUUAAAGCUCUUUUGUGGUGAAAAAGUCAUUCUGAUUGGUUAGGCCUGGCUCCCCAGUGGGUGGGCCUGACUCCCAAGUGGUUGGGCCAUUGCCCUCCCAGGCCCAUCCAUGGCUGCACCCAUGCUCAGUCAUGGGAAUUCCAUAGAUUAGGGCCCAAUGAAUUGAUUUCAAUUGACUGAUUUCCUUAUAUGAACUGUAACUCAGUAAAAUUGUUGAAAUUGAUGCAUGUUCGGUUUAUAUUUUUGUUCAGUAUACUUCCUACCAAACCAGUUGGAUCAGAGACUUCAAAUGCUACACUCCUAAAUCACAAAGCCGUCAUCUCAUAUGGGGCAAAUGCAUUAUGACCGUCUACAGUAUAUCUGAUGAUCUCAACACUAGAGGUGGUGAGGGUGACCAUAAUAUUAAAGAUGAGCUUUGCAUGCACCCUGAGACAGGGAUUACAACGGCACAAAUAUAGAAAUGGUACAAAGAUUAAAUCAAGAUUCCAGCCUCAGGUGAAAACUCCCAUUCAAACAUUUACAACAGGACAGACUGGCCAGUUCAAUAGCCUACAAAUCCCACAAUGCCCUGCACCUGGCAGAUGGACGGUACUUCCUGUUUUAGAGCUACAUCCAGAGAGGAAGAGGCGAAGCAAGAUGAUUCACUCCACCCAAAAUCUGUCCACGAAAACAAAACUAGUGAGUAAUUUUUGUAUGGAGGUCAAUGAGGGUUGAAUUUGGUCAACAAAAAAUGUAAUUGCUAAUUUGCUACGGGAGGCUUAUUUGAUUGAAUAGAAGUUUCAGUGGAUAGGUUGUUAUGAAUGCACUGAUAUAAGUGGAUGCACGUGGCAUUUCGGGGGAAAAAAGACAUAGUAAAUUACUUUAUAUAGGAGUUGUGCCUGUUGUUCACAUGCGUAUCUGCCUUUUCAUUCACUAAAAUGGUCUAACCUGAUCUUGCCUCCUCCCGUCUGCCUUCCAUCUUCGAGGAUAUGUAUUUCCAUUGUUAGAGCAGUCACUAGACUAUCUAGUCAAUAUAAUAGAUCUUUGCUACAUCCCACCUGCAAGAAUUUAUUCCACAUUGUACUGUAAAUACCCCUCCAUGUUUGUUUCCAUCCCAUCUGCUUGGUUAGGGAGUAUAAGUCGGUGUCUCCUUUGUGUCGGAGGACUUAGAAGAAACAUUCAACCUAUUUUUGAAUUGUUCCAUUGUGGCUUAAUGCAAAGGACCCCCAGUAGAAUGAGCCAAUACCUGCUCGAUACAGAUUAGUCUAUGGAAUCCUACAGGGGGAACAGAGCGACGUUCAAAUAUGAAACUGUUCAACCUAUGUUAUUUUCGCCUGGGUGCCAGGCUGUUUCUGCUUUCAAGAGCGUUGGUAUAUCCUUAAAAAGACAGCAAGAAAAAAAAACUUGGUGUUGUUGACUAAAGCAGAAACGGACUGGCAUCCAGGCCAUAGCUACAGUAUAUGUAUUUUAUCAUUGUAGAUCCCAGACGUGUACUUCUCAAUUGUUUACUUAAAUGUGAGUCAUUUAUCUGUUAAAAUGCAAGGGAAUAAACCACAUGUAUGAAGA